Messenger RNA from Vigna umbellata (rice bean), 3570 nucleotides. RefSeq names its product kinesin-like protein KIN-7G. NCBI's taxonomy places the organism in Eukaryota, Viridiplantae, Streptophyta, Magnoliopsida, Fabales, Fabaceae. Gene Ontology annotation, molecular function: ATP binding; microtubule binding; microtubule motor activity. Gene Ontology annotation, biological process: microtubule-based movement. The record is from RefSeq and is a predicted model, not a curated record.
UACUGUGGAACAGUGUGGUGGGUAGGUUGGUAAUUUCCUGCGACUGUGAUGUGUGAGAGAUGAGAGUUUGUUUAUAGCGCGGUCGUUAAAUUUGUUUGAAAAAAAAAAGAAAGAAAGAAAAAAAAGGGUGAAAAAUGUAGAGUGAACUGCAACUAACAAAUUAAGAGGGAGACGCUAUAUCUUCUCCUCAUUGUUUCAAAAGCACAUUCUCACCAUUUUCAUGCUUUCACCGUUUUCCUUUCUUUUCUUUAACUACGCAUCUUGCUGCAGCUCAACAAUUCUCAACUUCGAUUUUCCUUUCGUCACCUUCUUCUCUUACUGUUCGAUUUCAGAUUGCGUUUGCGCAGCCGCAGAUAAUGAUUGGGGGUUGAAAGCUUUGGUGGCCCUUGUGUUCCAUACCAUCCCAGCAAUAGUACAAAACAAGAUUCAGAAAACAACUAAAAAAGUAAUAAAAUAACAGAACGUCGAAGUGGUCUUUUGGGGUACUUUGAAUUCGGGACAUGUCCUCGUUGUCAAACUGGGGGCAUUGAAGUUUUAGAGAGAAAGUAGAGGAAAUGGGUUCCAUUGCAGAGGAGGCAAUGCAAGGCUCAGCAGGCAGUGAGGAGAGGAUUCUUGUGUCUGUUCGUGUGAGACCUUUGAAUGAAAAGGAGCUCUCAAGAAAUGAUCUGUCUGAAUGGGAAUGCAUUAAUGGCACAACCAUCAUGUACAGGAGCAACCUUUCAGCUACAGAAAGGUCCCUGUAUCCAACAGCUUAUACAUUUGAUCGAGUAUUUAGUGUUGACAGCGACACAAGGCAGGUGUACGAAGAAGCAGCUAAGGAAGUUGCUCUUUCAGUUCUAGGUGGCAUCAACUCAAGCAUUUUUGCAUAUGGACAAACAAGCAGCGGAAAAACAUACACCAUGAGUGGUAUAACAGAGUACGCUGUAGCAGAUAUUUUCAACUACAUUGAAAAGCACACGGAAAGGGAUUUUGUGUUGAAGUUUUCGGCAUUGGAGAUCUAUAAUGAAUCUGUCAGGGAUCUCCUAAGCGUUGACAGUACACCUCUUAGACUUCUUGAUGAUCCAGAGAAAGGGACAGUUGUUGAGAGACUCACGGAGGAAGCUGUAAGGAACUGGAACCAUUUUCAAGAACUAAUUUUUUUCUGUGAAGCUCAAAGGCAAAUAGGGGAGACAGCACUGAAUGAAGUGAGCUCCAGAUCUCAUCAGAUUCUUAGACUGACAGUUGAAAGUUCUGCAAGUGAAUUUAUGGGAAAUGGGAGCUCCCUUGCCGCUUCCGUGAAUUUCGUCGAUCUUGCUGGGAGUGAACGGGCGUCCCAAACUAAUUCAGCUGGUACUAGGUUGAAAGAGGGUUGCCACAUAAAUCGUAGUUUACUAACUCUAGGAACUGUCAUCCGCAAACUGAGCAAGGGGAGAAAUGGACAUAUUCCUUUCAGAGAUUCAAAGCUAACCCGCAUACUGCAGUCCUCGUUAGCAGGCAAUGCUAAAACUGCAAUCAUCUGCACCAUGAGCCCUGCAAGGAGCCAUGUUGAACAAACCAGAAACACCCUUUUAUUUGCUAGUUGUGCUAAAGAAGUGACAACCAAUGCAAAAGUCAACGUAGUGAUGUCUGAUAAGUUGUUGGUCAAGCAACUGCAAAAAGAGUUGGCUAGACUGGAAAGUGAGUUGAAAAUCUUAAGGCCAACGAAACCUGAUACGUCAGCAUUGCUGAAGGAAAAAGAUCUCCUAAUUGAGAUGUUAAAGAGAGAGGUAAUGGAUCUGAAGAUGCAGCGGGACCUUGCUCAAUCUCAAAUUAAGGAUAUGAUUCAAGUGGUUGGAGAUGAUAGGUCCUCGAGUGAAUUGGACAGUUUGGGUCAUCAGUAUCCCAAAUUACGUGUGCGAAAUUCAUUUGACUUUGAAAAUCGAACUGCCGAGCUACCAAAUUCGUUAAGUUUUGACUGCAUUGAGAGUAUCAGAUCUUUUGAUGCAUCUCAAUAUUCAGAUGGACAUAGCAUUAGUUCUGAUGAGAACUAUUUCCAACUCCCUGAUUUGGAAAAGAGUCUUCCCGUCAGGAUUUCUUCUCCUGCGCUUUCUGUUGAAAGUUUUGAUGAUGCAAGGAAUGAUUUGGAUCAGAAAAGUGUUGAACAGCACGAAGAUAAUUUAGAGGAACGUUGCAGGGAAGUUAGGUGCAUUGGGUCAGAAGACAUAAUUACAAACACCCAUAAACAUUCAAAUUCAGCAGAUAUAAGUAAAAUUUUAUACACAGAGUCUGUUGCAUCAUCUCCAACCGUCUCAGGAUUAACCGAAGUUGAUAACAGAGACAAAGAAAAUCCAGAUUUGUGGUCAGCUGGUCUAAAGGACAACAAAGAAAUAAACAGCUUAGAAGAACGUUUUGUUCUUCCCUCUCCACAGAAAAUAUCUCGAUCGCUGACACAAAGUGGUGCAUCUAGUUCUAAAACCGUGAAAUUAACCAGAAGUAGAAGUUGUAAAGCGACUCUCAUGAGAGAUACAUCUUCAGAUUGGUUUGACCAAGAAGAAAUGAUUCAGAAUACAACCCCAAUAGGAAUCGAAAAAGACUUCAAUGGAACACCGGAGGGCCCUCAGAAGAAGACUUCGACACUCAAUUAUAAUGCAAAUGCUGAGAGGUUAUCAUGGGAUGAUCACGAGAAUUCCCUGGAAAGUACUUCAGAUAUACAGAAUACGAAAACCUACAUUGAUAACGAAAGGUGUGACGAUAAUUCAUUACCACCGGGAGAAAAGGAAAAAGAUGAUCUUGGAAGUUCAAAUCUGCAAGCGAACCCCGAGGUUCCAGCGACUGAUUUGCAGUCGGAUAAUGCUAUAAAGAAGUUCAAAGAUGUUGGUUUGGACCCAUUACAAUCUGAGGAAGAAAAACAGUUAGAAUGGUCUUCAGAAUUUAAGCGGCUGCAGAAAGAGAUUAUUGGACUCUGGCAUGCUUGUCAUGUUUCAUUGGUUCACAGGACUUACUUUUUCCUUCUAUUCAAAGGAGACCCAUCAGAUUCUAUCUAUAUGGAAGUAGAGCUAAGAAGGUUGUUCUAUCUCAAGCAAACUUUUGCCAAAGGGAAUCAGACUGUGGAAGACGGAUAUAUCCUUAACGCUGAAACAAGCCAGAGGUAUCUGAGAACUGAGAGACAGAUGUUGAGCAAACAAAUGGAGAAGAAGCUGUCAAAAUCUGAAAGAGAAAACUUGUAUAUUAAAUGGGGAAUUAGUCUAAGUUCAAAGCAUAGAAGGUUGCAGCUGUCCCAUCGCUUGUGGUCAAGAACAGAUGACAUAGACCACAUUAGAGAGAGUGCCACCAUUGUUGCAAAGCUGGUUGGUUCAGUAGAGCCAGAUCAGGCUUUCAAGGAGAUGUUUGGGCUCAAUUUUGCCCCCCGGAGCACAAAAAGGAAAUCUUUUGGUUGGACAACUAGUAUGAAGAAUAUUUUGUAAGCUUGAUUGUCAAAGCAAAUUAUUUUAUAGGAAGUUUGAUUUGGCCAAUGUAAAAUUUCUCCUUUGGCUCCAUUUAAACAUAGGACAUUCUUUUUUUCAACCUUCUAAAAACAAUCUCAUCCCUUUUUUAUGUUUCUAACUUCAAUUG